AAAAAAAUUCUUGUUUGGAGAAAAAUUGCCUGCAUAUCUUUCUCUUCUUUGUUCCUUUUUCACUCCUUGAAGAAGCAAGAAGCCAAUGUGGAAAAUCUGAGGAUUUAUGGAUCAUUUCCCCUGAACUCUCUUUCCCUACUCCAUCAGGAGCACCUGUUCGACUUAGUACCGCAGCCUCAAGAAGUUUAGGAAGAUGAACCAGACAGAAGCCGGAUUACUGUUCUCCAACAGCAGUGACUCUAUAGGAAGUAUCUUGGGGUGCUGCACCCAGGCUUCCGUUGUAACAGACGAUGGAUUUGAGGUGCCUUCUCUUGACGAGAGGAACCUGUUUAUCAUGCGAGUGGUUCAGAUCGCGGUGAUGUGCGUUCUGUCCCUCACGGUGGUGUUUGGGAUCUUCUUUUUGGGAUGCAACCUUCUCAUCAAAUCCGAAGGGAUGAUAAACUUUUUGGUCAAGGACAGGAGACCUUCAAAAGAAAUCGAAGCGGUCAUCGUCGGCCCCUAUUAGUGAGUAAAAAUUCACUCUGAUGUUGUCAAAGAGGUGUUCCGAGCAACACAGUUUGCCUUUUUGUGAUGUCCGCGUCCCAUCUGUCGGAGAAAUCAAAAUCAAACCAAAAAAAAAAAAAGGAGAGCAGAUUUCUCACGGACGGUGCCGGACCGAGGGACAAAGAUGUGUCGAACGUUUAUUCGUUUAUUUCAAUUUUGGCUGAAAAAUCUGGGAGAUCGUCUGGGGGGAAGUGAGAAUGAAGCUGCAACUGACAUUUGUGGUGGAAAUACAAUUUUUAGCUGCACUUUAAACAAGAACCACCUCACCCCUCCUUCAUCCGAAGCAGAACUAGUGAGAAUGUAUUCUAUAUCAGUAUCCGGCACAGACAUGUACAUCUUGCUUCAUACUGGACAGAGGGAUUCCUUACACUGAUUGUAAUAACUUUAUUACCCCUGCCUGACUUUCCUAAGAGAACUUUCAUACAAUGACUCCGAGGCAUUGUUAAUCGGGGACUGUUACAUUUUUUUGUGAAAAAUUCUCACUUUGCUGUUGCUUUUUUUUAACAAAAGAGAAAAACUUGAGAAUGUCUCUUUAUUUCUUUACUGUAAGGUGAUUUGUAUAUCUCUACUAAUUUGUACAGUUUUCGGUAACUUAUAUUUAUUCCCUGGCUUUUUUUUUCUGCCUCAGUACCGACUGUUUUGCUUUUAUCCCUAAAUACUGAAAUUGGAAUGCUAACAUGUCUAUCCUAUUUAUAUACACAUAUUCCCCAUCUAUCUAAGAGGCAUCGUUGAUCGGUUGAUUCCCAUUAUAGUGUUUUGUAUUCUUUCAAUAGGCUUUGGUGCUUCCACUCUUUUUGAAAAUAUUUCUCGAAUGAUGGAUACAAAGUGGACGGAAGAGGUUAUUAUAAUGUCCAAACGGUCACAAAAGUGAUUGCUGAGGCAAUUUAGCCCCAUAAUCAAAGCAUGACUAGUGCAAAUUCAGGAAAUGGAAUUGUUUUUUUUUCUAUUUAAGAUGAAUUAAAAACAAGAAAAAGGCUGAAUUAAAAUCCAAUUUUUAAAUAUUGUGCUCAACUUUUAUUCUAGUCAGACACUGUUUCCCAACAGUUCAUAAUGUCUGAAUGUUUUUUAUCUUGAUAGACUUAUUUUUUUUCGGGGGACGGGGAGCUCUAUGUAUUACAGGUAUCAGAUCCCUUAUCCAGAAACCCAUUAUCCAGAAAGUUCCAAAUUAUGGAAAGGCUAUCUCCCAUAGACUCAAUUUUAAUCAAAUAAUUCACAUGUUUUCCCUUUUCUCUGUAAUAAUAAAACAGUACCUGUACUUGAUCCCAACUAAGAUAUAAUUACCCCUUAUUGGGGGCAGAACAGCCCUAUUGGGUUUAUUUAAUGGUUAAAUGAUUCCCUUUUCUCUGUUAUAAUAAAACAGUACCUGUACUUGAUCCCAACUAAGAUAUAAUUACCCCUUAUUGGGGGCAGAACAGCCCUAUUGGGUUUAUUUAAUGGUUAAAUGAUUCCCUUUGCUCUGUAAUAAUAAAACAGUACCUGUACUUGAUCCCAACUAAGAUAUAAUUACCCCUUAUUGGGGGCAGAACAGUCCUAUUGGGUUUAUUUCAUGGUUAAAUGAUUCCCUUUUCUCUGUAAUAAUAAAACAGUACCUGUACUUGAUGCCAACUAAGAUAUAAUUACCCCUUAUUGGGGCCAAAACAACCCUAUCAGGUUUAAUUCAUGCUUGAAUAAUUUUUUUUAGUAGGCUUAAGGUAGGAGAUCCAAAUUACGGAAAGAUCCCUUAUCUGGAAAACCCAAGAUCCUGAGCAUUCUGGAUAACGGGUCCUAUACCUGUACAUUAAAACUCAAUAUUAGGUUGACAUUUUUAAAUUGUUCUUAUUUAACCAUUGUGGGCGGGGCUUCAAAUAUUGCAUUAUUUUGUUUCAAACAUUUGGUUGAAAUGUUUCUUGUUCAAAAACUGUUUUCCAUCAGUUCAUGAUGUUCAAAUUGCUUAUUUUAUUGAAACUGUUUUUUUUUUGGGGGGGGUGCCAAAUAUUUCAUUAAAAUCAAAUUUUCUAUAUAUAUUUGUUUUGGAAACACUCUUUCCCAAUAGUUCAUAGUAUUCCUGUUUUUAUAUUACUGUAAUGACUUUUUUUGGGGAGUGGAUAAAAAGAUUAAAAAAAAUAAUAAUUCUG
Xenopus tropicalis (tropical clawed frog) is the source of this 2657-nucleotide messenger RNA. It is a transcript of the gene rprm, whose product is annotated as reprimo, TP53 dependent G2 arrest mediator homolog. Gene Ontology annotation, cellular component: membrane; cytoplasm. The record is from RefSeq and is marked provisional. Lineage: Eukaryota; Metazoa; Chordata; Amphibia; Anura; Pipidae.